GGGAUGCUGCAUGCUGUGCGGGGAACCUGGAACCUGGAUAUCGAUGAUUGUUUAGAACACCGAUGUUCUUCGGUGUCUUACGAGAUUUUCGUGCGAAUGGAAUCUGGGGAGUUUAGAAUCUGGUGGGAUUGAAAUUACCUAGCAAAUAUUAAAACAAACGUCAGAAGAUGUAUUCUAAUCUGCAACCUCAAAGCUUGCGCCAAUUUACUAUCUCAGAAUCAAUUUCCAAAUUCCGAAAUCCAUUACAACCACUGUGUACAUAAUUUAUCCUCGCAACACUUCCGAACUCCAACACAGGUCACAAAAAUGGCAACGUCAUCUACGCCAACCGAUGACUCCUUCCAACUUUACGAUCUCCGCGUCGAAGUUGUUUGUCCUCCCUCGUCUAAAAUUCUCUGUGGCGCCAAGGAAGGCGAUCAUUUUACCCUUGAGGGAGAGAUGUUAUAUCUACCUGCUGGACAGGGAAUCAGUAUCUAUAGUUUAUGUUCGUCCUCUCUUCUCCCAUACAAUUUCCUCAUCCCCCUAUAUGUAAACUCAAGCGAAAUUAACAAAUUGACAGCAUCUGUACUUCCUCUCCUAGCAGCAAAACAACGUUCCACACAUGCAAGUGAUUGGAUGACGACAGAUGGUUUAAUUGCAUGUCCAGAUCCUAACUGUGGGAGUCAGUUGAAAAUUAUAAGGACGGGUUUGAGGACGUUUAGACAUGGGGAAACUACGGUGGUGGGAUUGGAGGGGAAUGUUUAGGGGAUGGAUACGUGAUUUUGUAAUGAGAGCUGGCAAGCAGCUUGAUGGAUAAAUCAUGAAUCCGCUACUUGUGUCAUUUUUGUAUCGAUGUAAAGGUCACAAAUUAUAAGAUCUUACAAAUAUUGUUAAAGAUCU
Messenger RNA from Sclerotinia trifoliorum, 879 nucleotides. The record is from the annotation of a GenBank genome assembly. Lineage: Eukaryota; Fungi; Ascomycota; Leotiomycetes; Helotiales; Sclerotiniaceae.